AAUGUCACUUCACCCUCUCUCUCUGCACUUUCGUCUUUCUCUCUCCUCUCAGCUGUUUCUCGUGCCAUUUUCUGCAACUUCCCAUUUCUCAUAAAUCUUGGACCUUUGCCGAAAAAAUGGCGAAACGUCUCUUCAAUCCCAACCCCUAAUUUCUCCCAUUUUAUUUUAUUUUUUUCAAAAUUUUGCAACUUCGAUUUUUCAGCUGAUUGCUUAUCGGAAAUGAUAAAUCCUGACCUAAUCGUAGAAAUUUGAAAAAUUUACAGAGAGAUUUCGUAGUUCUUUGAGCUUUCUCUCUCGGUACGUUGAAUUUAUGGCAAUAAAGAAAAAGAUAAAAUUAAAUGCGGAGAACAACUACCGCAAUCGAAUUCACAUGCAUCCUUAGAUUUUAAUUAAUUCGUCGACUCUUCAUUUCUUCUUUUUUUUCAGGGAAAUUCAUUUCUCCUUUCUUCUACUGUUACUCCAUCAUUUUUUUCAUAAAAAAUAAAUAAAUCUCUCCCCAUUUUUCUUCCAUCACUCUAAAAAAAAACUGAAUUAUUAUGAUUUAUAGCUUUUGAAAUAAUUGGGUUGAGUUUCUUUUCUUUAUUUUUAAUUUCUUUGGGUUCAAAUAAUGAUGGGUUCAAUUUCUGAGAGACCCACAUCAUCAUCUUCAACAUCAUCAAGCUCAAAUGGCCGGGAAAUAGAUCCAUUGUUAAGGGAUUUGAGUGAGAAAAGACAAAACUUUAAACGGAACGUGGUGUCGUUGGCGGCGGAGUUAAAGGAGGUUCGAACUCGGCUUGCUGUCAAAGAGCAAUCUUAUGCUAAAGAAACCCUAACAAGACAGGCAUCCGAAGCAAAGGCGAAAGGAAUGGAAGAGGAGAUGUAUAGAUUGAAUAAAAGUUUGGAGGAAAGAAAUAAGCAAUUACAAGCAUCAGCUUCAUAUGCUGAAAAGUACCUCCAUGAGCUGGAUGAUCUUAGAACCGAGCUCACUAUUACUCGAGCUACAGCAGAUGCAAGUGCUGCGUCAGCUCAAUCAGCCCAACUGCAGUGUCUGACUUUGAUGAACGACCUCGAUGAAAAGAAUAAUUCAAUAAAGGAACACGAAGAUCGUGUCAAGAGGCUAGCAGAACAAUUAGAUAAACUGCAGAAAGAUCUUCAAGUUAGGGAGUAUUCACAGAAGCAACUGAAAGAUGAAGUCAUGAGAGUUGAGCAAGAUAUCAUGGAAGCCGUGGCAAAAGCUGGCAUCAAUAAGGAUUGUGAAUUGAGGAAGAUCUUAGACGAUAUCUCUCCAAAGAAUUUCGACAACAUAAACAGGCUUUUAUCUGCCAAAGAUGAAGAAAUUACCAAAUUAAGGGAUGAACUCAGGAUUCUGUCUGCACAUUAUAAGUUAAAGAUCAAGGAAUUGGAAACUCAGUUGGAGAAGCAUCGAAAGGCUGAUCAAGAGUUGAAGAAGCGAGUUCUGAAAUUAGAAUUUUGUCUCCAGGAAGCUCGUUCUCAAACAAGAAAGCUUCAGAGGAUGGGGGAGCGAAGGGACAAGGCUAUAAAAGAACUGAAGGAUCAAUUAGCUACUACGAAACACCAGGUUGUGUCGAAGAGUGAUGAGAAGCAGAAUUUCUGGGAAAGUUCCAAUUUCAAGAUCUUAGUUUCCAUGUCAAUGGUGGUCUUGGUUGUUUUCUCGAGGCGGUAAAAUAUUUGUUUAUAAGUGUAGUUUUGUAGAAUGCAAGGGAAUCCUAUCCUAGGAAUCCAUGUUUUAGGAUAUUAGGAAGAAUUAGAGAGGUAGUAUCUGUAAAAAAAAAACCCGAAAAGGGCCUCUUUUUUCACCCUCAUUUUACAGUUAGUACACCGGCAGAGUACAUCGUUUUGAUGUCUCUAUAAGUAGAAUAUUCCGGAGCUCGAACAUGUGAUCAGAUGAAUGUAUAAUUUAGGAUUAAUUACAUAUAAUUAGAGGGAAAUCAAUCAAUAUUAGAACAUCUGUUUUCUA
Spinacia oleracea (spinach) is the source of this 1957-nucleotide messenger RNA. RefSeq names its product nuclear envelope-associated protein 2. Bases 608 to 1663 code for a protein of 351 amino acids. The record is from RefSeq and is a predicted model, not a curated record. The transcript is spliced from 6 exons. NCBI's taxonomy places the organism in Eukaryota, Viridiplantae, Streptophyta, Magnoliopsida, Caryophyllales, Amaranthaceae.